UAAAGCAGGCCAAAAGCAUCGCACUGAUGGAGGAAUAAGAUGCUGUUGGAAAAUAACGACAGAUGACCCAUGUGGACCAGGGAAUGAGAUCAAGCCAUGUUCAGAAGAUGGUGGUUUGGACACAUGCAAGCUUUGUGACAAUGGCAUGACACAGCUGGACAACAUAACCUCAGAUACAGAAUUGCCUUGCUACAAGCUGUAUUGUCCACAAGAGUCUGUGCUAGACAAUACAACAUCUCCUACUCGGUGCCGGUGUGAUGAGAAGAGGGGGUUCACAGGGGACGACCCUGACAACUGUAAAUGUAGGGAAAAUACAUAUCUCAAGGAUGGGAAAUGUCAUGAUUGCCCGGUUGGAACUCAGCGACCAGGUGUGGGAGUUGGACGCUGCAAACCGCCAGACACGUCUGCCACUUCCGUCACGUCUGCCACUUCCGUCACGUCUGCCACGUCUGCCACUUCCGUCACGACUGCCACUUCCGUCACGACUGCCCCGCCUUCCACACCGGACACUGCUCCUGGGGUAAUAGCGGCAAUAGCAGCAGCUUGUGUGUUGUUGAUAAUGGGGAUUGUGGUACUGAUUGCCGUUCACAGAAACACCAUUUACACCAGAUUCUGCAACAAAAAAAUCAAACAUGGCGGCUCCACUGGUGAGAGUAUAUCACUUGAUACUUAG
This is a messenger RNA of Haliotis rubra (blacklip abalone), 673 nucleotides long. RefSeq lists its product as uncharacterized. The coding region runs from base 146 to 673 and encodes 175 amino acids. The transcript has 6 exons. Lineage: Eukaryota; Metazoa; Mollusca; Gastropoda; Lepetellida; Haliotidae. The record is from RefSeq and is a predicted model, not a curated record.